Paramisgurnus dabryanus is the source of this 1844-nucleotide messenger RNA. The record is from RefSeq and is a predicted model, not a curated record. Lineage: Eukaryota; Metazoa; Chordata; Actinopteri; Cypriniformes; Cobitidae.
AUGAGUGAUGCUGUUACACUGACUGUAUCAUCAGAUAAACGACCGACAGUUUUAAGUGUUUCUCCACAGCAGUGGUUGACUGAAGGAGAUUCAGUGACUCUGGUGUGUGAGGUUAGAAGUUCAUCUACAGGCUGGACAUUCAGCUGGUUCACUGUACAGAUUAAUAAAGAUGAUUACCAGCUGGUGUCAAACAGCAGUGGAGGAUCUAAAGGCAUCUACACAGUGAGUUCAGUGACUGUGAAGCACACAGGAGUUUAUAUGUGCAGAGCAGAGAGAGGAGAUCCAGUCUAUCACACAGAGUACAGUAACACACAAACACUGUGGAUCACUGGUGUUUCUCGUUCAGUCUCUCUGAUCAUCAGACCCAACAGAUCUCAACACUUCUCAUCUGAAUCUCUCUCUCUGAGCUGUGAGGAUCACAGUAACUCUACCGGAUGGACAGUGAAAAGAUACACAGACAAACUGAAACCUUGUUCAUCAUCAGUCAGGAGAUCUACAGGAACAACAUCUACAUGUACAAUCAGUUCUCUCUACACAUCUGAUACUGGAGUGUACUGGUGUCAGUCUGAAUCUGGAGAGAAACUUCAUCCUGUUAAUAUCUCAGUACACUAUGAUGAAGUGAUUCUGGACAGUCCUGUUCAUCCUGUGACUGAAGGAGAUCCUCUGACUCUAUGCUGUUUAUAUCGAUAUAAAAACCCCUCUAACCUGAGAGCUGAAUUUUAUAAAGAUGGAUCAGUGGUGCAGAAUCAGACUACAGGAGACAUGAUGAUCAUCCCUACAGUCUCAAAGUCACAUGAGGGUUUCUACUACUGUAAACACCCAGAGAGAGGAGAGUCUCCAAAGAGCUGGAUCUCAGUCAGAGCUGCAGGAUCUUCAUCUCUUGGUCUUAUUGUUGGUCUGUGUCUUGGACUGAGUGUCAUGUUUUUGAUCUUUUUCUUUGUCCUGCUGUGGUGCUACAAAAACAAAAAACUCUCUCAGUCUCAGUCAGCUUUCAGUCCACAGCAGAACAUCAGUCAGACAUCAGAUCAAAAACAGACUGAAGAAAGUUACAGUAACCUGCAGACUGUGACUCAGGCCGACCACAGUGAUGCCAUAUAUUCACAGGCCAACUUCGAGAAAAACAAACUCGAGAGCAAAGACAAUGUAAGCGAAUCAGCUGAUCUCACCUAUGCUGAUAUUGAACUGAAACCUAAGAAAGAAAAGAAGAAAGAGAAGAAAGGGAAUAGCAGUGAAGAUGGUGAUACUGUGUAUUCUAAACUGAAGAAACCAGGAGGUCAAGUUGAGAUAAACUAAUAUUUUAAACAAAUAUAAACACAGCACCAAACGCAGCACUUAGUAUCUAUAUUCAGUAUCUAUUUUAGUCUUUUGCAUGAUUUACUUUUUUCAGAUGUUGCUUUUAAAUCUGUUGAUGUGACUUAUGUUCAGAUUAACUAAAAUACCACAGAAGAAAGAGGUGUCAACUAAUGCUUAAUAUUAUCAAUUCAAACAUUUGUGUGCAUUUGAUUAAAUACUUGCUUAUCUUUGAUUCUCUAUAGCAUUUAAUAGGUUUUUAUGAGGAGCUCAGAUGCAGAAGCUGCUAAACACCACCAAAUGCCACAACCUUUAAAAAAUGAGAGAAUGAUAUUAACCGAAUGCUCUCUGCACAUAUUAUAUGUUUAUCAAAUACUUGUCUUUCUUUCUUCAACGGCCUCAGGCCACUCAGAAAUACCGGUGUGUUGGCAGAAUGCAAUAAGAGUCUGAUAAAAAUGCUUAUUUACAAGAAAACAUGUCUGACGCACCAAGAGGGUUUGCGUCUGAGCUCUAUUGUUUUAUGUGAUUAUGAUUUCUGUGUGAAUAUUUUAAAU